AUGGAUAUCCCUCACCUAAAUGGACAGCAGAGGACUUACGAGUUUGACUACAUUUACCUGAGACUCUCAUUUCCUUCAUUUUACAACAGCUACAAGAAGUCUUGCUGUAAACUGUAUCCAGGAGGCUGCUACAAGCUGUUGGACAGUUCGGGAUAUACCUGUGAAUUACUGAAAGGACGAGUGACCAAAACUGAAAAAGAUGGCUGGAUUGAAUUUAGAAUAUCAAAUGUGCAAUUUGUGGAUGGAGGCUUUUACAGAUGUGUAGUGCUAGGAACCCCAAACCAGAUCUACAGGGACUAUUAUGUAGAGUUGUCUGAAGUUUCACAUCACUUUAGCCAGUCUCAGCCUCCGAUCACAGGAACCAUCACAGCCCCCGGUACCUCAAUAACACUCCCAGACUCCACUGGGCCCGCUGUAGCAGAGGACCACAGUUACAGCAACAGAGUCUCCUGGAGUUUUGGAUUGCCGCUGGUUGUCAUUGUGUCGAUUACAGUGAUGAUGUUCAUCACUUUAGUGACUGGCAUUGUUUGCUGCAGAGUCAGGGCAAAAUGUAAACAGUCGGACAAAUAUGGAAAAACUCAUUGUGAGUCACUGAAGCAAGAAGCGUCGGAAAUGGGUGGCAUAGUCUACACAGUGGUGGACUUCAGAGCUCUGCAGAAGCCUGAAGAGGUGUAUGCAAAUGUGAGGCUGCACAAAGCACGAGCAGGAGCCACUGACAUAGAGCAUGCUGGGACGGUGGAAUACUCCACACUGGCAAUCCAACCGUGAAUUUGAGUGUUCAGAUUUUAAUGUCUGACCCCAUUUAAUUCUCACAAUGUAUUUUUGAAAGGUUUUUCUUUUUGUGUCAGUUUAGAGAUUUAAAGAGCCUUUAACCACCAGGUAGAGAAGGAAUUGUUUGCAUUAUGGAAAAAUGUACGAUCCAUAAUUUUUGGA
Messenger RNA from Archocentrus centrarchus (flier cichlid), 933 nucleotides. RefSeq lists its product as uncharacterized. Lineage: Eukaryota; Metazoa; Chordata; Actinopteri; Cichliformes; Cichlidae. Bases 1 to 768 code for a protein of 255 amino acids. The record is from RefSeq and is a predicted model, not a curated record. The transcript is spliced from 6 exons.